CAGGCAGAACUUUGUGCCUCCUCCCUUUCUCUACCUGUGCAAGGCUGCAAGGCAUGGGCAACCACGAGCACGAGGGGCUCUCUCCUCCUCAGGACUAAUACUGCACGGGGGCGAAGAGAAAACCCCCAACAAGCCAGAAGCACCGAUCACACCUCCGUGUGGGAGCUGAUUGCUGGGAGCAGCGUUUGCCGCGAGACCUAGGAUUUCCCCUGCCUCCAACCUGAAGCGAUUUCUCCUGGAACAAAGUCAUCCCCCGCCUCACUCCACCUUUGCUGGCCGUUGACAAGUUUUGCCAUUUGGAUUUAAUGGAGCUGGGAUUCUUGUUACUCUUUGGACUUACAGUGACCUCGAGCGCAGGGUUCUCGCUGCCCGUGCCUCGCCCCCGGCCCCUCGCGGAGAGCGGCAGCGGCCGGGGCCCGAGGUUUCCCGCGCUCCGGGAGCAGGCCGGGGUGGAGAGCCCGGGCCGAGCCGCCGCAGGGGGGCUGCCGGCCGGCGGAGGAGGGAAGGCGGAUGGCCCGGGAGCGCCGCGCCGCAGAGCCAAGCGCUGCACUUGCUACACCUACAAGGACAAGGAGUGUGUGUACUACUGCCACCUGGACAUCAUCUGGAUCAACACCCCCGAGAGGACUGUACCAUAUGGGCUGUCUAACUACCGAGGCAGUUUCAGAGGCAAAAGGUCUACAGGACAGCUUUGCAAGAGCACAGAGUCUUUAGAUUGGUCUUUAUCACGGUGCUCUUGUUUGGACAUACGUGACAAACAGUGCAUGUUGUUUUGCACAAGAACCCAGGACAGCAGAUGUAAUCAGGGGCCACUGAAAAAAACAGCAGAGAAAGAGCCAUGCAGAGAAAAUGAACAUGCCCUUAUUCAUUAGCACAGAGGGUCCAGGCAGUUUCUGAACUGAGAGGUUUAGUGUUUGUUUGCUGAAGCUCAGAAGCAAGAAUCUAAGCUACAGAUCUCCCAUGAGAUGGACAUAUUGGAAUGCUUCAGGCUGGCUGCCAAUAGAUAAUCGAGCAGUAUGCAAUGCCUUUAUUGCAUUGAUGUCAGUUUGAGGGCACAUGAACCUGUGUGAAGAACUUUGCAUCCUUUUAUACUUCUCUGACGAGAGUGUCAUAAACCAUGCAGUACAGGAUGAGUAUUUGCAUGUACCCUGGAGAUGCGGGGGAGGGAAAAAGGAGUAUUUAAACUUAAGCAACACAAACAGAUUCAAGAAUGACUUUUUACCUGGUUUUAAAAAUAAUACAGUAGAAACAUACUGUUCCACUUAGUGCUUGCUGCCUGCGUGAAGUAACCAGUUCCAGCUGUAUGCAGGCAAUUAUGAUUGGAGAAUCUGGUAAAUUAGAGAAUUGUCUGUAUAAGAAUUUGCAUUAUGGAUAAACAGAAACUAAAUUCGUCUCUUGCUAAUAGAUGCAAGCCUAUUAGCCAAUCAUCAUAUUGUAACAUUGUUGGCAGAUAUUUAAAAGUCAGUAUCAAUGCAGAAUAAAUAUGAAUGGUUAAUAUUUAUUUCAUUAUAAAAUAUAGCAAGUUAGCAAUAUACAGUAAGUAUUCAAUAGGUUACUUAAUUAAGGCACAAAUUAUUUCUGUGCUGGAAAUAAACACAUCUACAAUGAAUAUCUAGGGAUAUACACUGUAGUUGAUUAAUGGAAUUCCAAUUAUCCACCAACAAGAAUCUGCUGAGGAUGAAACUAAGACUGACAGAUACAAAAGCAUUAUCUAAACUUUAUACAUUCAAAAUAAUUUACAUCUCUCUCUCCUAAUCCCAUAUGUGCUGUGCCAUACAUACCCAGUGCAUACAUUCCUGUUUGCUGAUGGUUUUAACCCUUGAUUCAAACCACUUUACUGAGCAGUUGAAGGAUUGGGGAAAUGUCAAGAAAAUGGGAACAAGGACAAUGUUGGUCCCUGGAAAUUUAUCAUCAAAAGUGAUUUCCUCAGCAAGUAUGGACUGGACUGUUUUUUUCGGGGAAACAAAAGAACAAGCAAGAGGAUGAAUAACGCUUCCAAAUGUUGCUCUUCGAUAUGAUUUAAAAUGUAAACAGAGGAAUUUCCUAACUUGUGGCAUUACUGAUUCCUUUGUUAGACCUUCAUACAAAUCUUCCUAGGUGAAACUAUGAGCAAAUGACAUUUAUCACUUUUAUCAGAAGAUAGUUGCAGACCAAAACAAAAACUGUAAAUUGAAUAUAACUGAACUUUGAGUUCACAAUACAAAUGGAUAUAUAGGUUAAACAGUGGCAAUAGACAUUGAAACAAGAAAGGGUAAGGUCUCUGCCAAAAAAUUAUAUAUAUAUUAUAUAUAUGGAUAUAUUUCAUAAAUAAAUUAUUAGAGUUAUAAAGUGAAUAUAUCUUUCAAUUAUCACAUUUGUAUCACUGUUUUUUACUUGCUGGCAUGAUUUUGUAUGUUUAUAGAAAUGUAGAUUAUUUAUUGUUAAAACACUUCACCUAUGGCUUUUUGGUGUGGCUUUUUAAAAAUAAUAUAACAAAGGGAAUGUGUGUGUGUGUGCAUAUGUAUAUAUAUUUUAAAUAACCAACCUUUUGUUAUGAAAGCAAUAAUGUUCAUUUAUAACCAUUUUUCGGAAUACAUAUGCACAAUUAGGAAUGUGAGAAUUUCCCAUCUUCAAGUUCUCCUAAUAAGCUGCAAAUUAAGUAAAAUCAAAAUCACAAUAAAAAGACCUCUUUGAUAUAACCAUGAAUUAAAAAGAUUUAAUUUAAUCUUCUGUCUUUUCCGUGGCUGAAUGGAUAUCUUGGUAUAACCCAUAUCUGGUCUCACUGGAGUUGUUGGACAAAUGCAGAAGCACUCAAUCCAGGCUAGUUAUGAACUCUGUACUCUGCCUCAGCCGGAAGAUCCACAGACUUCAGAAUUAGGCAAUAAAGAGACCCAAGGUGGCUAGCACCCUACUGACUCAAUGCUGCUCCACUGGUACUGUUAGCAGGCUCUCUCUGGUACAAUGUGGUCAAUAUAUUUGGAUUCCUACUAUUGUUGCUCCUAGGUGGGAGCUGGUGCAAUUUAAUUUGGUAUCCCUACAUGGAGUCUCACCCCUAAGUCCUGCUUGUCUUCUCGACAGUGUUUUUUUCCAAAGAUGGAGUGCCAAAUUCACUGAGUUCUACGCCAUCUUGUAAUGACGUAAACUUACACUUGCCUGUCCGAGUUUUGGCACUACACUGGAUUUGACCCUGGAGUGUUGGGGGGACUGCUGUGCUUUGGCAUCCGGAGAAAAUUUACUGGAUUUUACAUCUGAAUGCUCCCCUAAAAUAGUUUGCUUUUGGGGUGCCCACCAACAUGAGAAUAUCAUUCUACCCAAUGUAAUGUUGUAAUCAUUGUGAAAAUAUCAUCAGGGCCUCAAAGUGAAGAAAACAAACAUAGUAAGUGAAAGUUAUACCGAACCCAGGAGAGGCAAAAAAGCAGAGUCCUGCAUGGACCUCUUCUGCUGAAUCUUAGCUAAUGCAGCCCAUGCCCAAACACUAGGCUCACGCAGGCCCUAGAAUUAUCUGAGUUGGAACUAGAGUUAUUCUACUUGAGAAAAGAUUAAUGGGCUUGACAUUCAGUAAAUAAUAACCUCAUGCAUUUAUAGCAAGUUUCACCCUGAAAGAUCCUAAGGCAGUUAGGAAAAAGUUUUCAGAACUGCUUGGCAGCUCUACCUGUUCUAGUUGGGAGCUGCUGGAUGGGGAGUCCUUUUGAAGUUGUGCUUACUUCAUCUGGGAGCUGAGUUCUUUUGAAAAUCUGGCCUUGAGGAAAUGACAUGUGAAAUGAAAAUUGCAUAUCGUGGAAAAGCUGACAUGUGUCACUAUGUAAGCUAAACUAAGCCUCAUAAAAUCUGAUGGCUAAGGGCAUAAAAUGAUCAUUUUGCAGAAUUCAACAUCACCUCCCUUACUAAAUGCUUUUUGUAACACAUGGAAAUUUAUCAGAUACAUGGUUCAUGGAUGUGAUAAAAUCUUAUUGAAUUAUUGUGUGUAUGGACAGAUAGAAUUACUUUUCUGUUGGCUAAAAUUAUGAUGAGCUGAAGUGCUCUUCAUUUGCUUUAGAACAAUGUGCUGAGUUGGAACUUUGAUUUCCUGAAACUAUUUAUUAAAUGCAGAAGAAUUGACUUAAUUUUCUCCCCAAUGAUAUAAUACACCCACUUAACUGACAUGAUUGACAGUAAACAGACUGAGUGAAGUGCUUUCCAAAGAUGCUAAACAAAGGCAUAUUUCUUGUUAUGUCUGGCUGUGUUAAUUAAGGACCAGACCCCAGACUUCUUAUGCAGGCAUGCAUGGCAAGACUUCAGUGGGAUUUCCACCUUCCUAUAGCAUACACACUAGCCCCUCUGAGGAUUCUGCUGUAUUUGAAAAAAGCUGCUUUAAACAAUGAGGCUAAAGAAAAUGCUGUUAAUAAGAACAAUGGCCACUUUAACAACACAGAGCCACAUCCCUAAACAUUCCAGAGUCUUAGAAAUGAAUUAGCGUCUCAUCACAGUUCAUUUCUCUCAUUGGAGAGGAACGCUGGGGGUAGCUCUACACCAGGGGUCGGCAACCUUUCAGAAGUGGUGUGCUGAGUA
Gopherus evgoodei (Goodes thornscrub tortoise) is the source of this 4527-nucleotide messenger RNA. It is a transcript of the gene EDN3, whose product is annotated as endothelin 3. Gene Ontology annotation, molecular function: hormone activity; endothelin B receptor binding. The transcript has 6 exons. Lineage: Eukaryota; Metazoa; Chordata; Testudines; Testudinidae. Gene Ontology annotation, cellular component: extracellular region. The record is from RefSeq and is a predicted model, not a curated record. Bases 306 to 872 code for a protein of 188 amino acids. Gene Ontology annotation, biological process: regulation of vasoconstriction; regulation of systemic arterial blood pressure by endothelin; vein smooth muscle contraction.